AUGUCUGCUUCAGGGUGGCUGCAGUUCACUGGCCAUCAGCCGAAGAGGAGGCGCGCCGAGCUUGCCUGUGUCGCAUGUCAUAGCAAAAAGGUUGGUUGUUCACUUACGCUGAACAUGGAAUGCAGCACGAGGCCCUCACGCCGUGGUCGACCCUCUCGCUCACGCACUCAAAACACGCCCUUAACGCCGCCUGAUAGCAAUUCUAGUAAUCAGGCUUUCUCCUCGCAUCACAACUCCGCUGCCAGCGAGACCCGAACCCAGAUCGCGUUGCCCUGUGACCAGGUUGGAUUUUCGAAUAUUGUCGGCGACCUUUCCGGCUUGGAAAAAGACAAUAACGAGGUUGACUUGUCUCAAGAUAUGCUUGAACGGUCAUCGUCAUCAGCACACGACGGAAAUCUGGAGAGGGGAGGCUUCCACAGAACCCGGUGGUCCAAUCAUGCGACAUAUCACGAAAUGGCAGAGGCCCAACGAAGACCAGCUGUGGCCAACGAUUCGCCAUCAACACAGCGCACAGAGGAUCAUUCAGAGCACAACGACAGCUAUCCAGUUGGACAUGUCUUUCUGCCUGAACUGCAGACAAAUGCCAGGGAUCAGGAACGUCUCAUUGCGGAACGACAACCAAAAGCACCAACUUUACCAGACUCUAGUUUACAGCAAGCAUUUGCCGAAACCUACCUAGAAUACUGUUAUCCAUGGUGCCCAGUUCUCGAACGAGAUGAAAUACACCAAGAGCUGGCACGCUCACCGUUACUAGCAAAUGCCUUGGCCGUCGUUGGUAGCCACGUCCAGCCGCCAAUGGUCCCGCAUGAGGGUCCGGCCGUAUACUACGACCGGGCGCGUGCACGAUUCUACAAUGAUGAAGAACUGGACGUAAUGACUUCUCUAAAAGCGAUAUCCCUCUUCUACUGGUGGAGCCCUCGACCACCGACGAUCCUGCACCGGCAUUCUUCAUGGUGGUGGACGUGCGUUGUUAUCCGGCAUUGCCAGCAACUCGGCGUUCACCGCGAACCAGCUCUAGAUCAUCCCCUGCGACAGCAGGUCGAUCUUAGUCUCCGUCGCCGAGUCUGGUGGACAGCAUUCGCUCGUGAGCGGCUGACCGCGCUCUGCCAAAACAAACCAUGUGUCAUCGAUUCGGAGGAUUGCACCCUUUCGGAGCCAACGUUGGACGAUUUUUCCAGCACCCAUGAUAAAACCAAAGCGGAGGUCUUUAUUUAUUGGGUGCGGUUGUGUGCUAUCAUAGGCAGGAUUGCCAAAUACAUGUCAAGGACUUCCGACUCAGAAUCGUGCAUAUUCCCAACACAUCUCGCCCGUGAGCUCAUUCGAUGGGUGCAAUCACUGCCGCCACAUCUUCAGCUACCUAUUGAGUCAUGUUGUACAACAUCAUUUAAUCGAGACGUGCACCAGUUGCAUCUUCCAUAUUUGGCUGCUAUCAUUAUCAUUCACCUCAAACGGUCCUUGACCUCACAUCUUCUCCCACAAGCAUAUCCACCCGCAAUACUUGCAGCGACAUGUAUGGCGCGAAUAAUGCGGGACAUCCUCUCUCGUGGUGGUACCAGGUUUUUAAUGGCCAUUUCGGGCUGGUACUGUGGGACAGCCUUCAUCUCACUUUUGCAGGCCCUACGAAUUGAAAGUCUAGCAAAGAGUGCCAAUGAAGAUCUAGACAUUUUAACACUGGCCGUGGAUCAGCUGCGAAAGAUGUGGCCGACUGCAGCGGUUUUCUACUCUGGGUUCGGACGCUUGAGGCAUAAUGCUGCUGCGCCAGAAUUUGAUUCCCAGCGUCCGCCCACGGGCCAAGAACUGGGUAUAGGGGACCGAACCAUGUACAUGGAGAUGACAGACGGGAUUGAUUGGACGGCGUACUUUCCAUUUGCAACUUCGCAAACUAGUGAGGUUGCAAGUCGCCUACUUGUGCCGCAGAUGGAGGGAUUGUUCUUUGAUGAUGAUGCUUUUGUUGAUACGAUGCUGCAGUUUCAGGACUUGUUUGAGCCUUGUGAUACCCUAUCCGAGACCAACUUCUUUUUGUAA
Molecule: messenger RNA, 2025 nt
Organism: Penicillium riverlandense
Lineage: Eukaryota; Fungi; Ascomycota; Eurotiomycetes; Eurotiales; Aspergillaceae
Product: fungal specific transcription factor domain-containing protein
Exons: 2
Coding region: 1-2025 (674 amino acids)
Biological process (GO): DNA-templated transcription
Molecular function (GO): DNA binding; zinc ion binding
Source: RefSeq, a predicted model, not a curated record